Molecule: messenger RNA, 565 nt
Organism: Lingula anatina
Lineage: Eukaryota; Metazoa; Brachiopoda; Lingulata; Lingulida; Lingulidae
Source: RefSeq, a predicted model, not a curated record
UUUUGCCGUUUACAGCCAAACUCUGUCCUGCUGGAUUCACUGAGGUCACCGACAGCUUGUGCCUGUAUAUCUCUGACCCACAGACAGAGGCAUACAGUUAUUUUCUGUCCAUGAAGGCGUGUGCCUCGCUGUCUCGGCUGUCUCGCCUGAUGACAAUGAAGAACAAAUACGAAUACCAUAACAUGGUCAGGUUCUUGUCUACAGCGACUGAAUACUGGAUAGGCGAUGACACUACAAGCGGCAGUAGUUCUUUGAGCAACGGUGGCACCAAGCUAGGGACUGGUAGUUUUACCAUCUGGGACGCUGGAUUUCCGUCUGCUCGCUCCCUUACCAAUUGCGUUGACUUGAGUGGGAAAAGUGGGACUUUUCUGUGGCAAGACGCCCCUUGCUGGGAAAGAAAACCCUUCAUUUGUGAACUGAGACCCAAAGAUGCACUCGCGCCUAUUGUUGGUUAAAAUGGCAAAGCUGUCGUUUCAAUCGUAUUGCUCGUAUGGCUGUCAUUUUUGAAAGUGGACGUAAAUCACAUAUUGGAUGACAUACAAUAAAGAUAAAAACUGGAAGCACC